GUUAAUAUCUUUCCCUCGUUCUCUGCCGUUUCUUCUCUGUCCUGGCUGUUCGGUGAUGCAAGUGUUCAACGUUUGCACACUGACAGUAAAAGCAAUCUGAAACAGGAAAUCCACAAAAAUGGCAGCAAUGUGCUACAAAAUUUCUAUAAACUCUAAUAUCAAUACCAAUGGCCUACUUUCACCUCCCCCAAACAAAUUACACUCACAUCUUUUACUCUCAAAUCAAAAAUUUUGUGGCCGCAGGACCCUUGCAAGUCCACCUUUUUCAUUGAUACGAAGUAAAAAAUGUUGGCAUGGAUCACUUCGAGUUUCGAAUUCGAGUCAGUCUUCGGCGUCUAACUCCUUCGAUGUUGUCAUAGUUGGUGCCGGAAUCAUUGGAUUGACCAUCGCACGCCACUUGCUCCUUGCCUCAGAUCUCUCCGUCGCCCUAGUUGAUGCUGCUGUUCCUUGCUCUGGCGCAACUGGAGCAGGUCAAGGAUACAUAUGGAAAGCACACAAAACACCCGGUACUGAGAAAUGGGACUUAAUGAUGAGAAGCCACCAAUUAUGGGAGAGCCUAGCCAAGAGAAUUCAACUUCAAGGGAUGGAUCCUUUAGAGGUACUUGGCUGGAAGAAAACAGGAAGCCUUUUAGUAAGUAAAACAACAGAUGAGUCAGCAAUAUUAAAAAGGAGGGUGGAGGAGCUAUCACAGGAGGGAUUGAGAGCUGAGUUCUUGUCCUCCAAUGACUUGCUAUCAGAAGAACCGGAACUUGUGGUUGAGAAGGAAGGUGGGGCAGCUUUUUUCCCGGAUGAUUACCAAUUAGACGCUCAUCGUACUGUUGCAUUUAUUGAGAAGGGUAACAGGCAUUUUGCUGUGGAAGGGAGAUAUGCUGAAUUUUAUCAUGAACCCGCUAUUGGAUUAGUUAGACAUGGAAAUAGCUGCGAGGUUGGAGCUAUUCAAACUUCCAAGAAUACAUUGCACAGUAAGAAGGCUGUUGUGAUUGCAGCAGGUUGUUGGACUGGGUCUUUGAUGCACGACCUGAUUAAGCAACCAGAUAUUGACCUCGACCUUCCCAUAAAGCCUCGAAAGGGUCACUUGCUUGUGAUAGAGAAUUUCAAGUCAUUCAAGCUGAAUCAUGGAAUUAUGGAGGCAGGUUAUACCAAGCAUCAGUCGGCAACCCUUAAAGCUACUUCAUCUGAUUCAGGGCCUGUCUAUAAUGCACAAGAUUUGUCUGUUUCAAUGACGGCAACUAUGGAUGCAUCAGGCAAUCUCGUCCUUGGGAGUAGCCGACAACUUGUUGGGUUUAACACAGAGGUAGAUGAAUCUGUCAUCAACCACAUAUGGCAGCGGGUUGGAGAGUUCAUACCUGCUUUAAGACAUGAAUCUCUUGAAGAUUUGCGUGAAAGCAGAGAAGUUAGAAUAGGACUUAGACCUUACAUUCCUGACGGGAAGCCUGUCAUUGGGCUUGUUCCUGGAUUUUCAAACGUCUUUCUUGCUGCGGGGCAUGAAGGAGAAGGACUAUCACUGGCUCUCGGAACAGCGGAAAUGAUUGCUGAUAUGGUGUUGGGAAAUCCUUCUAAAGUAGAUGCAGCACCUUUUACUCUGCUAGGCCGGUGCUUCCACUAAAUAGUGAACCCAAUGCCAUGAUUGAGCAUAAAUAAAGCCGAAAUUUGAAUGCCCUCCACCCUGAAGGUCACAUCAUAUUCUUAUGUUACUGCUGCAUGAUGUUGCAUUUUUGUUAUAGCUUUUCUUUCUAUCAUUUCAGUGCAAUAACUGAAUAAUGGGAAGUUACAACUGUUUAUAUUGGCAUGUGGAUUUAUCAACAGAGAUUGUAGCAAUGAUAAGUUGAUGAAUUGGCUCUGGCAUGCAGUUAACAGAUUUUGAAUGAACAGAGAUGUAGCUUCUAUAGAUAGAGACAAGCUAGAACUAUUCCAGCAGGACUCAUCUUCCCAGCUCUCCAACCAUAUGGCUCUUAUGUAAACUAAAAUAGCAAAAUGCUUUUGCUGUGUUUGAUAUCCUUAUGGAUUUAGUGCUUGCAAUGUUUCAUUUUGAGUUCUAUCUGUUCUAGCUCA
Solanum lycopersicum (tomato) is the source of this 2052-nucleotide messenger RNA. RefSeq lists its product as uncharacterized. Gene Ontology annotation, molecular function: oxidoreductase activity. Lineage: Eukaryota; Viridiplantae; Streptophyta; Magnoliopsida; Solanales; Solanaceae. Gene Ontology annotation, cellular component: cytoplasm. The record is from RefSeq and is a predicted model, not a curated record.